Messenger RNA from Vollenhovia emeryi, 1764 nucleotides. RefSeq lists its product as uncharacterized. The record is from RefSeq and is a predicted model, not a curated record. The transcript is spliced from 3 exons. Lineage: Eukaryota; Metazoa; Arthropoda; Insecta; Hymenoptera; Formicidae. The coding region runs from base 634 to 1662 and encodes 342 amino acids.
AACUUUUCUGUCAGAGCAGAAUAUUACGUAUACGUUUCUUCUUCGAAUGAUUUCGAGAAUCGUUCCCGCCAUGUUCCCGCCUACGUUUCUCUGUCUACGCCGUGACUGGUGGCCCUUAUUUCACAGUGGUUUGCACUUCUGCCUGAGCAGCUGACCAAUAGUCUAUGGAUCAGCUGACAUGUUUGUUUUGAAUUUUGAAUACGCAGACUGUUGCUACACAGGGAGUCUGGAAAAGUCGCUCGAGUAAAUGUUACGAAGUAUCAGUCUUCUAUUUUCUUUCGGUAAAGAUAGGAAGAAAGGAGAAAUGCUUCCAAGUGUUUGCAGCUUAACCUCAGCCUUGGAGCGUUGAGACCGGCCGGGAAGGGAGGAACUUGCUUGCCGCAACCGGUUUUCGUUCUCCCAAGUCCAUUCUGUAUUUCCUUUCAUUUGAAUGUGUUCCUGACCGUAUUGUUCUUAAAAAGAAGUGCCAUAAGUAAGAAAAAGGUUAUUACACAGAUUGCAUUGUGCCGAUUAGUAAGACAUAAAAAUAUUACUCUCUUCAAGGCAACGGAUGUCUAUAAUAAAGAGGAUUAAUUGUUGUCAACGAUCGUAUCCGUUCCUGUUACAGGGUUAAGUUCAUCAAUAGCAACAAGUAUGAGUUGUUUUAGCGAUUUGCAUCAAAUAUCGGAUAUUUCCGGUAUCUCGACGAUCUCCCAAUUCAGUGGCAGACUAUUUAGCGUAAUGGAGUCGUCGCAAAGCUUGUUAGACAGUUAUUCCAGCGCUGUAAGAAACCACGAUAGGGUUGCGAUCGCUCGGGAAACAGGCGCGAUCGAGAAAGCGCUAAACUCCUUGGUAUUGUGCGAGGAGAACAUAAGUGAACACGUUAAAAUCAAUAUUGUCUAUCAGUGUACGAAGAAGGUAUCGUUGAACAAGGGAAACAUCUUGUCCAAGAGCACGGCGAGUAAAUUGCAAAACUUGCUUCUAAUUCACGAGCUGGAUAAGUACAUGCAUCUUUCUUCGACGACGAAGCACAUGCAAAAUAAACUGGUGCUCCUAGGAAUUAUGGAUCUACCGUCCGCCGACUUGAAUCCCGAUGAGAAACUAGAGGUGAAAUGUUGCGUCGAGACAAUGCUGCGAGAAAUGUUGCACGAUACGGUGUUAAAGUACGAAGCCUUAGGGGGAAAUGCCAAGGAAGCCGCGAAGAACAGCGAGUGUAAAAUGCCCAAGAAAUUUUUGGAACACCACGACGUGCCGGCGGUUCGAUGGAGAAAUAAGAUCGAGGAUUUGAGUCGGCAGUGCGAAAGUGAUUUGCUGAAAUACAUAAGGCUGAUGGACAAGUGGAAUAAGCUGAAGUACGAGAACGUGAGCCAGGCGUACUUGGAAAGGACGGGACACUUGUUGCUGCAGGCGCAGGUCGCCGAGUUGCAGGCCAAGUUAACGAAGCUCUCUUGCACAAUCAGAAUGUUCAAAGAGACCUCGACCACCGUUGAUGCUUUCAAGAUGCUAAAUCGGUUAGUCGACGAGAAGUUGAAAGUAGUCACGGAUGAGAUCUGCCAGAAGGAAGAUUUAAAGAAGCAGUACGACAAUCUGAAAAACGCGGAGUAUGAUCAGGUGUUGCUAAUCUACUCGCAGCUUUGCAACGCGAUAAAGAAGAAGAGACACAUGUUGGACAUGUUGAAAUAAUUCUGCGAAAUAAAUGGAGGAUUUAUAUAUCAUAACAAUGAAAAUAACACAAAUACAUGUACGUGUAUAUACAUAUAUCUGAUUUAAAGAGUGAUAUUUGUU